This is a messenger RNA of Rhineura floridana, 7216 nucleotides long. RefSeq names its product syntaxin 6 (gene STX6). Lineage: Eukaryota; Metazoa; Chordata; Lepidosauria; Squamata; Rhineuridae. The coding region runs from base 210 to 965 and encodes 251 amino acids. Gene Ontology annotation, cellular component: membrane. Gene Ontology annotation, molecular function: SNAP receptor activity. The transcript is spliced from 8 exons. The record is from RefSeq and is a predicted model, not a curated record. Gene Ontology annotation, biological process: Golgi vesicle transport; intracellular protein transport.
GGGCGCUUCGGGCCGAGGGGGCUGAAGCAGCUGGGCGGAAAAAAGGGGAGGGGAGCAAGGCGGUUGUUAUGCUGCCGCUGCCGCUGCCUGUGGCGGAGACGGGGCGAGCGGGCUGCGGCUGCUGACGGGCACGGGCGGUCGAGCCUGGGGGGCAUCGGCGCGGCGUGGGGGGAAGCUUCGAGCGGCAUCGGCGAGGGGCGCCCCGCGACAUGUCCAUGGAGGACCCCUUCUUUGUGGUGAAAGGGGAAGUUCAGAAGGCAGUGAACACUGCUCAGGGGCUGUUCCAGAGAUGGACAGAGCUCCUGCAAGAUCCAUCCACAGCUACAAGAGAAGAAAUUGACUGGACCACUAAUGAACUGAGGAACAAUCUAAGGAGCAUUGAGUGGGAUCUUGAAGACUUAGAUGAAACUAUUAGCAUUGUUGAAGCAAACCCUCGGAAAUUCAACCUUGAUGCAACAGAGCUGGGUGUAAGAAAAGCCUUCAUCACAAGCACACGGCAGGAUAUGAAGGAUCAAAUGUCAAAUACUUCUGUUCAAGCAUUGGCUGAAAGGAGAAACAGGCAGGUACUUCUGGGAGAAAGUGGAACUCAUAGCUGGAGUUCUGGGGCUGACAAAUAUGGCCGCUUGGAUCGAGAAAUGCAGUCGGCAAAUUCCCACUUCAUUGAGGAGCAGCAGGCGCAGCAGCAGUUUAUCGUGGAACAGCAGGAUGAGCAGUUAGAGCUGGUCUCUGGCAGCAUUGGUGUAUUAAAGAGCAUGUCUCAGCGCAUUGGAGGAGAGCUGGAUGAACAAGCAGUCAUGUUGGAUGACUUUUCUCAUGAGCUGGACAGCACCCAGUCACGACUAGAUAAUGUUAUGAAGAAGCUUGCAAAAGUGUCCCAUAUGACCAGUGAUCGGCGACAAUGGUGUGCAAUUAUCAUUCUCUUUGUUAUCCUGCUGGUGGUGCUUUCCCUGUUUUUUGUGCUGUGACAGACUGGAACUCCAAUACUUUUCCUAGCUUCCUCCUUGAUGAAAUCUCAGAUACUGUUUCUGCCCAGAGAGAAUUCCCAUCAUAGAAAUAUCAUUGUCUUCUGGAUGCUGGUGACAUGACUUGCUCACUCUCACUCCCUUUCUCAUGGCUCUUCUGCUUAUAAUCCUCAUCAACUUGCCUGAGGGGAAAAAAUGGAAGACUAACAAAUGCCCAAACUCUGCUGUCACUAGAAGCAAAGCUUUUGGGUGGGUUUGGGACAUUGCUGUUUACUCUGUACGAGAGGUGGUUUGGAGUGAAAGAAACCAAUAUCUAGUCCCAUCUUAAUCCUGUGCAGGUAUGAACAAUUUUCAGGAAGCACUCCAGACUCCUUCCUUCUGCUUGUUAAAAUAGGAUUAUUGGCAAGGUUAAACCAGCACAUAGACACAUGCAUACAUGCAAACACAUCUUGCAGGAAAGUAUUCCAUUGCCUGCAGGAUUCACUUUACAGGCCAGCUGUGCUGCACCGCCCUGCAAAUAAUCAUGGAUCCUUAAAAGGGGGGAAAGGGGCAGCAAAUGCAUUAACUAAAUUCACACUGCAGAUAUUUUCAGUUCUCUCCAGAACAGGAGAGUGCAGUUUACUGUGAAGAGGAAAUAGCUGUGUUCCCCGCUGUGGAAAUGCUGAAUUGCGUAGAAGAAAUUCCGCUUGAGCCUUUAAAAAGUUAUUGAAGGCAGGUUGGAAGGGGGAGAUUUUUGGCCCCCUGAGUGUUGAAACAAAGGUGAGUCUUGGCACAUAUUGAAAUCAGGCCAUUGCAAACACAGCCACAGCAAAUCCUGUUACUCUAAGAGUAUUGAUCUCUGCUUUUCAUUCAGUGAGGCAGACCUGGCUCUAGCAGGCUAGAAUGAACCUUGAGCAAAACCUACUGUAGGAGUCUGAACUGUAACCAGACUGCAGUCCUACCCCAGGCAGCUGUAGUUCGACUCCGGUUUUCAGAGCUUUAACCUCAGUUUUACUGCACUGCAAAAUGGGAAGCUGGUAAGCAUACUGUAGCUAAAAUCUUGCCUGUAUUUUUUGUGUAUGAGAAAUAUUUUUGGCUUUGAAAGUAAGCCUUCUGAAAGGAGAAACUUAGCUGGAGGGGUUCCAUUCCUUCUAGUUCCUGCUGCUUUUUAUUAACAGCUGCCUCUGUUUGAUGACUGACUUGGGCAGAUCUAACAUUUAAUAACAGUUAAGGGAGAAAAAUUGGUUCUGCUUAGAUGGGACCUCAUUCUGUCCUGUGAUACAUUUCUUUUUUUAAACAAAUCUCUUAAUAUGUGAUUAAUUUCAACAAUGUUGUCUUUGCUAAAGUGACUUUUUGUGGAGAUGUCUGGAACCUAGAGCAGAGGUUCCCAAAUGUUUAUGACAGAUUUGUUUGGGGGGGGGGUGUCAUCCUCACUGUUUACUCCCUAGGAGGAAACCCUGAUUUUUCCGCACCCUACUGGGUGUAGCCUGCUUGCACAGCUGGGAUCAAUUUAGGCCCCCUGCUUGCAUCCCUUGUUGAAGCUGCUGGUUGACAGGCAUGUGAAGGUGCCAGACAGCUGCGGUUUUCUCCCACGCACAUAUCUUUUCCAUCCCCCUCCCCUUCUCACUCUGGGCCUUUGUCCUGGGCUAGCCCUAGCCUAGGGGCCCCUGAACUCUCUUCAGUUCUGACUUGUUUACACAUUCAGGAAGGGAAUCAAAAGCUGAAGGAGUUAAACCUCAGCAAAGCCAAAACAUGCUGCCUUGCCCGUUUUUCAACUAGAAAAGUGAUCAGGUAAAAAACCCCAGUGGAAUAGUUAAGCUCUGUUGAGGGGAGCUUAACACUUCGCUAGAGAGAAAACGUGAUGUAUCAAUGACCUGAGAUAGGCAAGAAGGGUGGCUGGCGGAAGCAUUUCUUCUUUUGUAUAGAUAAGCAUAGGUAGGUUCCUUGAGAGCUUAUUGGGGUUCUUCCAGGAACAGAUCAUUCAUAAAUGACAAGCUUGAAUGAAACACUACCAGUCUCCCCCUGCUAUGAACAGCCACAGGAGAGCAGGGGGGGGGCUAGUCAAAGGCAUUAUUUUAGUUCAUGCUGGUAGCCGUAAAGUUCAUCAGCUAAUGCUCUAUAUGUCCUGAGUACAUGCCCUUGAAGCUUCUGCAAUAUGCUGGAGUUCCCUGGGAUGUGUAUAGGAGUCCAUAUGAACAUAGGAAGCUGCCUUAUACUGAGUCAGACCAUUGGUCCACCUAGCCUGGUACUGUUGACACUGACUGUCGGUGGCUCUCCAGGGUUUCAGACAAGGGGUCUCCCAGCUGUACCUGGAGAUGUUGGGGGUUGAACUUGGGACCUUCUGCGUGCAAAGGAGAUGCUCUAAAAGCAGAUGCUGUACCACUGAGCUAUGGCCUUUCCCCUAGGUCAGCCUUUCCCAACUAGCGGGCCACCAGAUGUUGUUGGACCACAACUCCCAUCAGCCUCAGCCAGCAUUGCCGAUGGUCAGGAAAGAUGGGAAUUGAAUUGAAUUAAAACUUUAUUUUUACCCCGCCCUUUUUCCAAACUGGAACUCAGGGUGGCUUACAAAUAGAACUACAUGUAGUUAAAAACAUAGAAAAACAUAUGAUUAAAUUAUAAUUAAACUAUGCACAACCUUAAAACCAUGAAAGGCACUUAAAAAUCUAAAAACAAUUUAAAAUAAUACAAAUAAUAAUAUAAAUAAAACAAGCCUUGUAAAGCCCAAUCCUAAACACCUAUCCCAAAAGCCUGUCGGAAUAAAAAAGUCUUUACUUGCUGACGGAAGGAUGGCAAGGAGGGGGCCAUUCGUACCUCCCUAGGAAGGGAGUUCCAGAACCUAGGAGCAGCCACUGAGAAGGCCCUAUCUCGCGUCCCCACCAAUCGCACUUGCGAGGGUGUUGGGACUGAAAGAAGGGCCUCUCCUGAAGAUCUCAGGGUCCGGGCAGGCUCAUAUAGGGAGAUACAGUCUGACAAAUUGCGGUCCAACAACAUCUGGUGGCCCACUAGUUGGGAAAGGCUGCCCUAGGUGUUACUAGAAGGUAGAAAGUCUGGAAACUCCUCCUUCAUGGUAUAAACAAGCUUCUCCCUCCACAUCUCAUUCCAUACAAGAUGGACAGGUCAGGCACCUCACUCCCAUCUUGCAGAAAAUGUACUUUGUGUAUUUCACUGUUAAACACAAAAUGUUGAAAGCCUAACAGUUCUUUCCGCUCUUUGGCACUAAAGCCUAAACGUAUGUAGGUAUCCUUUACUUGCAGAUGGAGAUAGAGCUUCAGCCUUUAGGUAUAAAGCCUGUUCAGCAGUGCGAAUUGUGCCUACUUCAAGUAUUUUAACACUUUACAGGAUAGAUCCUCUUUUAAGUUUAUUUUUAACCUUUCUGGAGCUUUUUUGUAAUGCUCUAAGCUCUUACCUUUUCACUGGACUGCCUAGACUGCAUCUCCUUUAUAAGAGUGUUAAUACUGUAAUGCUCUCUAAGUGAGUUAUGUAGUGUCCCCUUUUAAAUGAGGCUUGUAAUAUAUAUAUAUCUACUUCCCAAAGCGGGUAAGUAUUCAACCAACAAAAGUCUGUGCGGCUCUGAAUGUAUCCCUUUGAAUGGUUGAUUUCUCAUUACUGCUGCAACAAAGGAGGCUUUUGUAUAUGUGGACAACUCUGGUGUGGCUGCCCUUUCAGAAUAAGCAAAGCUUUUGUUUUGAACUAAAUUCCAAGAAACAACUAAUUUUAGACAUGAGGUUAGAAGUCUUUUGAGACUUGCUUUCACAAACAAAAAGGUGCCUCUUUUUCCCCACUGCCACGACCCCUGCAGAGGAAGGAAAAAGCUUUAUUGCUCCAGGUGUUUCCAGCACCGAUCACAAGAGUUGAUCAUCCGCUCUGAAAGAUGACAGUGUAUCCUGACCCAUCCCCCUUCCACAAUUUUAUUUCAUUUUAAUUUCCUACUUGGUUUUGUAUGUGCCUUAUUGAGCUAAACAAUGCAUUUCUAAAGGGAUGAAUCCUGUAAAAUUAUUAAACAGAAUGUUUUAGAAAGGAGACAUCUGUGUAAAAAUUGUGCACCAAGACACUCAUAUAUGACUAGUGAUAAGCGUUACUGGGCCAUGAGAGAGAAUGAAAUCAUUCCAGGCUCUUGUGAGGGUGUGGGCCUGCCUCCUUCUCAUCACCCUCCCCCUGGGGUCAGAAGAUCUUGCUGGAUCUCUACCUAGGAAGUGAUUGGAUCAUUCAAAUCACACUUCCUACAGAGACAUCCUUCCAUUAUUUUAAGGUGCAUGAGUGACCUCCAGCUUCAGUUCAGAAGAAGUGUACUGCAGCUCUUCCCAUUUUGGAAACAGAUGAAGCCCUAGGCUCCUGUCAUGUGGUGUUCCUUAGGGACAAGUAGGUACAUUCCAGGCAGUUUGAAAAACUGCAUUCACUUGGGCUUUCCUGACAUGCUCAGGCAGAGUCAGUAUGCUAUGUGCAACAACAAGCAGUGCUGGAUGGACAGCUGCCUCCUUGGUGUUUCCCCCCCCCCUUUUCUGAUGCUGUCAUCUUUAUUCAGAUCAAACACUGCUCCAUUGUUCCCUGACUUUACACGUAUCAAGGAACUCCAGCAGCCCUAGGCCUAUAUGCUAAUAGCAAACAGUGGGCAGCAGCUGCUAGUCCUAGCGGUUGGGGGAGGUUGGCAGCUCUGGCUCGCCUCCCCCAAAACAGUAGAACAAACAUACUGACAGCCGUCCUGAAGUGGGUCCACGGUCCUCUUAGAAGGUGAAACACAGAGAAACACAGAGAACGCUGCUUAAGCCAAAAUCCCUCCUUUCCGUUCCCUUCUGCUAGUCUUGGUUAAUAUUCUACGGUUGCGUCUUCAUCAAGGCUUUUGAAACGGCACCAGGAAAGAGCACAGGUAAAUCUGUCCUCAACUGGGCUCAGUGAAAAUUGACCAGAUGUCAAGAACAGCUGGGGAGGGAGAGGGCAAGGAAGAGACUGAUUUCCUUUCUCCUGCCAGGCUGUAGUCUAGGUGUAGCUCCGUGGGAAUGGUAUCGGAGAAGGCAGCACAGAGGCAAGGAGCUUGUGGCACUUCUAAGGAGGAUAGGGAGAUGCCAUGGAGAAAAGGCUUCUUCGUGUACUUUCCAGGGUUAUAUAGAAGAGGGAAUAUUGGCAAGUGCAGCUUGUGGUGCUGGGGUUAAAAAAGUAGCACCUUCCAAAAGGUUAUCCAGGAACUGGUGCGGUGUAAUGGCCAGCCAUGUGAGCUGCAAGUUGGGAAGUCUGUAUUACAAAUUUUCCCUGCAUCCCCAAGGUACUCUCAGGUAAGCUGUGCUCUUAGUCGGAGCCCCAUCUUCCACAGGUGGAGACUGAAAGGAAAAGAGCCUCGCUUCCUCCUCACCCUCUCUAUAUCUUCAGUUUUAUGAGAAGAACAAGAGGUCUAUCUAGGGCAGCCUUUCCCAAGCAGUGUGCCUCCAGAUGUUGGACCACAACUCCCAUCAGCCUCAGCCAGCAUUGCCAAUGGACAGGAAAGACAGGAGUUGUGGUCCAACAACAUCUGGAGGCCCACUGGUUGGGAAAGGCUGAGAUUCUAGCAGUUGGACGCUCAAAUCUUUUUCUAUCCUUAAAAAGGGAGGUCCACUAUUUAUACAUUUUUAAGAAGUGGUGUUUUAAUCUAUUUACUGCAUAGGUUUGCUGGGAGAAUAUUUGGGCAUUAAUAUACCAUUUAAUUUACCCAUUAGAUGGAAAGUUAAGGAUCUGGUGCUGCUGCAUCCAGCUUAUGUUGUCACUUGGACUGCUUAGCCUACUUUGGACCUGCUAAGGGGGAAAAGAACCACAAAGGAAAAAUAUUUGCCAUUUUGCUUGCAGCAUAAUAUCCACCUCAAAUAAAUGGGUGUAUGUGUCUGUCCCUUCUAAUUGAAAGAGGACUCUCAGCACCAUGUACAAAAAUGGUUCUAUAUAAAUAAUAAACUUAGGCAAUUGCCUGUCCAUAUCACUUGAGUAUCAGGUUCUGAAGCUGGUUAGCACUGAAUUCAAACUUUGAAAAACAUUUGCAGAUGGCCGUUGAAAUGCACUGUGAAGAUAAUCUGUGGCCAGCAUUUCCAGUGGGAAAAAUCCUGUGAUGAUCAAGGUGCAAUAUAAAACGGGACUGCAGUAUAGAUCCACAGGUGAAAACAUCCAGGCAGGAGAAAUGAAUUUAGCAGUUGCAGCUAAAUUCAAUAGCGUAAUCCUGAACUGUUGAUAACUGCUGUUUCCUAUUCUUGCUGUUGGAAUCACGUCAUGGUUGUGUGUGUAUGUAUAUUAUAUAUAAAAGGAUCUUCCUGCAGUAUUAA